Messenger RNA from Xiphophorus couchianus (Monterrey platyfish), 2280 nucleotides. RefSeq names its product alkB homolog 8, tRNA methyltransferase (gene alkbh8). Gene Ontology annotation, cellular component: cytoplasm; nucleus. The record is from RefSeq and is a predicted model, not a curated record. Bases 22 to 2073 code for a protein of 683 amino acids. Gene Ontology annotation, biological process: tRNA wobble uridine modification; tRNA methylation. The transcript has 12 exons. Gene Ontology annotation, molecular function: tRNA binding; tRNA (5-carboxymethyluridine(34)-5-O)-methyltransferase activity; S-adenosylmethionine-dependent methyltransferase activity. Lineage: Eukaryota; Metazoa; Chordata; Actinopteri; Cyprinodontiformes; Poeciliidae.
GACAGAUUAGGUAGGCGAAACAUGGACUGUACAGUGGUAAACAACGUGAAAGCCGCCGCUAGAAGAGGCAAAGAAGUCAAGAAAGUGCUGAGAAAACAGCUGAAGGCCAGUCACACUUUACUAAAGCAUGAAGGCAUCAGUACAGCAUCGCAGCCUACCAAGAAUUUGGUGGUGGCUAACGGAGGCUUGGGAAACGGUGUCAGCCGUGAGGACCUCUCUGCCGCAAUGAAGCAGUUUGGAGACGUGGAAAGUCUGUUUAUGCCUCCUCAGAAGCCCUAUGCUUUUGUCACGUACAGAUCAGAAGAUGAUGCUCGGAAAGCUCACACCCAACUUAACGGGCAGAAGCUCCAGUCUGGGGAGAACAGCGUUACUCUUUAUCUCAGUUAUGUUGAUUCAGAAAAGCAUAAAGAGGAAGUGUUGGUCCGUUUUCCUGAAGAAUUAGCCCUAGUGGAGGAUUUUGUGUCUCCAGAGGAGGAGAUUCUGCUCCUCGCUGCUGUGGACUGGUCAACUUCUAACCAAGCUCAGAAAGCUUUGAAACACAGGAGAGUGAAGCAUUAUGGCUUUGAAUUUCGCUACGACAACAACAAUGUGGACAAGGACAAACCAUUACCUGCAGGUCUUCCUGAGGAGUGUCUGCCUGUUUUGCAUCGAUGUCUGCAGGAUGGACACAUUAACGUCCUGCCUGACCAGCUGACUGUUAACCAGUAUGAGACUGGACAGGGUAUCCCCCCUCACAUUGACACCCACUCUGCCUUUGAGGACACCAUCCUAUCUCUGAGUCUCGGGGCAAAGACGGUGAUGGAGUUUCGUCACCCAGACGGCCGAGUUGUUCCUGUUGUGUUGCCUGAACGCAGCCUGCUGGUGAUGAAGGGGGAGAGCAGAUACCUCUGGACACACGGGAUUACCCCACGGAAGUUUGACCUGGUGCCAGCUUGUGAGACACAGUCGGCUGAUCAUUCUGAGCCCAACCUCGUUUCCCACGGCGGUCUCACUUUGAGCAAGAGGGGCACCCGCACUUCCUUCACUUUCCGCAAAAUCAGACACAAACCCUGCUGCUGUGCCUUCCCCUCUGCCUGUGACAGUCAGGGAGGAUCCUCCCCAUGCCCGCCAUCUCAGCCCUCUCUUCCUAGUUGCCACGCUGACGCAACCCGUUUGGAGGAGGAGUACGUGCACCGGGUGUAUGACGCCAUCGCCUCUCACUUCAGCAGCACUCGCCACACUCCAUGGCCCCGCGUUUGCCACUUCCUGUCCGCGCUCCAGCCUGGAAGCGUGCUGGCCGAUGUGGGCUGUGGAAACGGGAAGUACCUGGGGGUUAACCCGCAGCUGAUCACGGUGGGAUGUGACCGCAGCAGCUCUCUGGUCCAAAUCUGUGCAGAGAGAGGUUUCAACGCGUUUGUAUCUGAUGCUCUUAGCGUCCCCCUGCGAACGGACUCAUGUGACGCCUGCAUCUCUAUAGCUGUUAUACACCAUUUUUCCACACAGGAGCGUCGGCUGGCAGCUGUGAGGGAGCUGGUCAGGCUUCUAAAACCUGGAGGUCAGGCGCUCAUCUAUGUUUGGGCCUAUGAACAAGAGUACAACAAGCAGAAAUCUAAAUACCUUAAAGACCACAACAAACCGCAGAAUGGAGAGAAAAGUAAAGACAAACCAGAGGAGGGCCAGGAACCGCAUGAAGAGCCCAGUGUCCUCACCACCAGCCAUUUGGACAACAACUAUAUUGGAGGCUUAAAAGAUGACAGCAAAAUGACCGAAAGCAAGCUUAGUGUUCACACUAACCGCACAGCCUUUAAUUCCCAGGACCUUUUGGUUCCCUGGCACCUUAAAGGGAGGAAAACACGAGGGGAAGAAGAGUUCAGUUCUGGUUUGCACACCACAAACUGUCCAGACUCUAAACUCAGUCCAAGUGUUGACACUUCUCAGGUUCCUGGUGGGAGUUCAGUCCCUGUUUUUCAUCGCUAUUACCAUGUCUUCCAGCAGGGGGAGCUGGAGCAGCUCUGCAUUGAGGUGACCGGAGUCGAAGUGCAAACCAGCUAUCAUGACCAAGGAAACUGGUGUGUUAUAUUACAGAAGGAAUAACAUCUUAAACUAAAUUUAAGUGCUCAUACGCAGUUUUUAAUUGAACAAUUUUGGAAAUUAAUCAGCUCGGAUAAAUGAUCUCUGAGGCUUUCUAAAUAAGUGAAAGGAGGAUCUUGCUGAAUAUUUGCUUCUGUGGAAAUGUAUACUCAUCGGUUUUAGUUGUCCUGCCAAUAAAAGACAAGUUUUCAAGGAAUGCUUUAUGCAUAA